Messenger RNA from Paralichthys olivaceus (Japanese flounder), 1972 nucleotides. NCBI's taxonomy places the organism in Eukaryota, Metazoa, Chordata, Actinopteri, Pleuronectiformes, Paralichthyidae. The record is from RefSeq and is a predicted model, not a curated record.
GUUGAGAAGCUUCAGUGUGAUUGUGACCCAGCAUUAAAACAGUCAGUUAACUGUGAUGAGGUCAGACUUUGUGAGGGUUGCUGGUUGAAUUCCCUGACCUGCCUGGCUCAUACAUACUGUUACAGCGGCAUCAGGAGGAAGACUGUGCUCAACAUGCCUUUGCUGCCAAACCUGGAUCUGAAGAAUGACCCGGCGGAGCUGACGGAGCUCGUUCAGACCUACAAACAGGAAGUGACAGAGGCUGCAUGUGAGCUGAUCUGUGAUUGGGCGCAGAAGAUCCUGAAGCGUUCCUUCGACACAGUGGUGGAGGUCGCUCGUUAUCUGAUCCAGGAGCACAUUGUAAACCCUCGCUGCAGCCAGGCGGAGUUGGUCACCUCCGCAGCGCUCGCAGGAGGUCCAGCCAAACCACAUAAGGUCAUCAAGAAAGCUCUGGUUGUUUCUAAAGCUGAGUCAGACGGAGUUGCAGAUCAGAAGAAGGAGCCUGGAGAAUUGUCCUCACUGAAGCUGCCGUCUGGAGACAAAUCAGCCACCACCAAGCCCUCCUCCCUGGACACUCCGCCUCCUCCUUCUUCCUCCUCCUCUUCCUGUCUGCGCCCUGCGGUGGAGGCGUUCAUGAAGCAGUUACCCAGAAUCCUCCCCCGUAGCUCAAUCCCUGAUAAAACCCAGCUCUCUGUCCGCUCGUCUCCGCCCUCUCUGGCGCCAAAAGACGCCUCGGGAGUUGGAGGAGCAUCUGGACCUGGAGGCCCGGCUGCUGCCGCUGCUGCCAGCGGUGGUGGAGUUAAGGUCAUUGCCAUGGCAACAGGUGGCCCUGUUCCGGUGAUGAUCUUGCCUCAGGGCUGCCUGUCCUAUGAAAGAGAGAAGGUCGCCCCACCCCCAACACCUCCACUUCCUCCACAGAACCCCCUAGCAGCCCCAACCUCUGUGGUCCAGAAAGCUCGAGGGAAUGUCACCAAGCGCCCCCUGGAGGUGGUGAUGUCAGCUGGUGCAUCAGGCGUCUGUGGUGGCUCUGCUGCCAACGCUCAUCCAGUGAAACGGAAACGUGGCCGACCAAGAAAACCUCGGCCUGAGGACACGCUGCUUGCUCUUCCUCCUCCAACUUCUGCUGCUCUUCCUCCUCAGCCCCCACCCUCUGCCCCUCCCUCCCACCCUCCUAUCAUCACCUCCCUGACCGGUGGCGUCAUCCAGAAAGCAUGCUCUUCCUCUUCUUCCUCGCAGCCAGUAUUAGGGCUGGUGAUCCAGGAUCAGCCUGGCCUUGUUGUGAGUCAGCUGCCGGCGGUGUCAGAGCACCGUGGCGUGGUGGUACAGUGUCAGCCGGGUGGGGUGUCUGAGCCAGAACGCCACAGUCGACCGCUGCUGCUGCUCCAGACUCCAGGGAACCCUAGCUGGGAGCUGGCAGCAUCAGGACGUACACCGAUGGUGGAGGUGAUCCAGAAAGCUCCAAGACCAAGCAAUAACAACAGCAGUGCCCUCGCUCCUCUCCCUGCAGCCCACCUUCCCCCUCCCCUUCCCAUGCCCAUGCUACACGAGGAGCGGGGGGAGGUGGAAAUAAUGUUGACGCCGGUGGAGCUGCACGUCAACCCGCCGUUGCCUCUCCACAGCUCUUCCUCCUCUGCGGCUCCCGCCUCCUCGCCGUCUAUCUCCUCCUCCAUGGGGGGGAGGGGCCAGGAGGAGGAAGGGGUGCGACGAGAGACCAGCACCUCCUCAAAGAGAGAGGGACAUUAGACCCUCCCUCUUUUCUUUUUAUCAGCUCUCACUACGCUUUACCUCACCUGCAACUUUGCCGUGCCCCCUGACCUCUCCUCUUCCUUAUUGGUGGAAAUCCCAGAUUGGUGACAGCAGAGAGCCAAUGAGGAUAGAUGAAGCCAACCCUCGACACACUUUGUUUUCAUUGCACUGUAAACAUAUGCUGUUAGAAACCUGUGAUACUGCAUGUGUGUGUGUGUGUGUGUGUGUGUGUGUGUGUGUGUGUGUG